Messenger RNA from Penicillium brevicompactum, 1935 nucleotides. RefSeq names its product putative C6 transcription factor. NCBI's taxonomy places the organism in Eukaryota, Fungi, Ascomycota, Eurotiomycetes, Eurotiales, Aspergillaceae. Gene Ontology annotation, molecular function: DNA binding; DNA-binding transcription factor activity, RNA polymerase II-specific; zinc ion binding. Gene Ontology annotation, biological process: regulation of DNA-templated transcription; DNA-templated transcription. The transcript has 4 exons. Bases 1 to 1935 code for a protein of 644 amino acids. The record is from RefSeq and is a predicted model, not a curated record.
AUGGACGCGACUCCACUGAAGCGCUCCUCCGAUGACGCUGGCCUGGAGUCGCCCCGAGAGAAGACACGCUCGGUGCCAAAGAUCUCCAAAGCUCGUGCCUGCGCCGAAUGUAAGCGCCACAAGAUUCGCUGCGAAUUCCGACCAGGCGAGACUACAUGCACAAAAUGUAUUCGCAGCGGUAUCAAAUGCGUCGUCAAUGACUUCUCGCAGAAGUUCGUCGACGACGAUGGCAUUUGGAAAUCCCAGGCAAAUGCGACAAUGCACCAGCUGCAGGCAGCGGUGUCGCAUCUGCUGCGCCAGAAUGGGUUGCCGGAGCUCUCAACCUACGCGCCCGGGGACACUUUCAACGGACCCAGUCCCGCGGCAUCGCAUCACACCCAUCGUCCCUCGAUCGAUCGAUCCCAGACACAAACCAGCCAUGCAGAGGGCCCCGGUGUCGUGAUGGAUGUCACUCGGGAACCGUCGCCGGAGCAGGAUCUCCAAGACCCCGAGCUGGUGCCGGCCCCCAUGCGCAGUCUAUACGAGGUGACCAAAUUACGGAACCUGAGGAAUAACCAUGUCGAAGCCCCGAAGCAGACCUUGUUAGAAGAGGAUUUCAUCUCGCGAGGGCUGAUCUCGCUCCACGAAGCCGACGAGCUGUUCGCGUACUUCAGUCGUACCAUGAACCAACUACUAUGGGGAGGUAUAAUUCUUGUACACCGCGAUUUAACAUCCGUCCGACGGGCUUCGACGCUGCUCUCUGCAGCGGUCCUUACCGUCGCGGCCCUCCAUAUCCCGAACCGCACCGAAACCUUGAACAGGUGCUACAGCGAGUAUGUAUCGCUGGUGUCGAGCAUGGCCCUGACGCGCGCCCACACUCUCGAUGACAUCCGUGGUCUCUGCGUGGGCGCUUUCUGGCUUUCUGAGCUGAGCUGGAAGCUCUCGGGCCAUGCCGUGCGUAUUGCGACCGAGAUGGGUCUUCAUCAGAGCUAUCAGCGCUUGACGCGCGGUCAUACGGAUCAGUAUGAGCGCGCUCAGCUCUGGUACUUACUAUACGUGUGCGACCAUCACUUCAGCAUCGCGUACGGUCGCCCGCCGGUCAUUCACGAGGACGUGGUGAUCCGUAACCACGAGACAUUUCUUGCGCUGCCAAUGGUGGUCCCCGGCGACAUUCGGCUCUUGGCGCAAGUCGCGCUGUUCAUGAUCCUGACCGAGGCCUACCGCAUGUUCGGCAGCGAUACCGAGCAGGCCUUGGCGGAAGAAGAUUUCGGACAGUUGCGCGCAUAUAAUGUCGCUGUAGACCAAUGGCGACUCCUCUGGCAGCCUCGAUCCGCCGAUAGUGCCUAUGUGCGAACGUAUCCGUCCAAAGGCGUAGUCUUGCAUUACCAUUUCGCCAAAUUUCAACUAAACUCCCUUUCCCUCCGUGCCCUCUCACCCUCCAAUACCCCAGUGUUCUCCAUGGACCGUAAAGAGUCCGCCAACAUCGCGAUUUCAUCCGCAAUGGCAUGUCUCAACAUGGUCCUAGAAGAACCCGACAUUCGCGACGCGAUCGUCGGCGUUCCCAUCUUCACUCACACAAUGGUUACUUUCUCCGCCGUUUUCUUGCUCAAGGUCGCGAUCAACUGGAACACGGCGUAUCUCAGCAUCAAUGCGCGUCAGGUACGCCGACUCGUAGAACGAGUCAUCGAACUAAUGAACUGUGUGUCCGCAGGCGAGCGCCACCUCACGCGACACAUCGCACGAGGUCUAGGCAAAAUGCUCGAGCGAUUCGACUCUUGGGAAUCCGCUUGGCAAUUCCGUGAGGUCGAAGGCCGCGAUGUCCCCGGGGGAGCCAAUGCCAUGGCACAAGGAUUCCCACCACCAGAUUUGAUUUAUGGAAUGGUCGGAACAUAUGGAUUUGGGCUGGAUGAGAACCUCCUCGACCCCAUGGCGGAUUUUGAGUUCUUGACGCAAUAG